UGUGAGUGGUAGGUUCUGUCGCGAUUUUCCGUAAAACAGUUUAUUGACAACAAUAAAAUAAACACGUAAAUAAAUUAUAUGUGAACAUUAUUGUUAUUGUAUACUAAAAAGUGGAGUGAAAAUAUGGCUACACAGCCAGAAGUCGGCGUGUCCGACUUUGUCUUGUUGGACAAUUUGACAACGGACAACUUUGUUGAGAAUCUUCAGUUGAGAUUCAAAAGCAACAAAAUCUACACAUACAUUGGCGAGGUGCUGGUGUCUGUAAACCCAUACAAAUCGCUGGACAUCUAUGGACCGCAGCACAUGGCACAGUACAGGGGGCGGGAGAUGUUCGAAGUCUCGCCCCAUGUGUUCGCGGUGGCUGAUGCCUGCCAGAGGGUGUUACGUCAACAGGGUAAAGAUACAUGCGUACUUAUAUCGGGCGAGUCUGGAUCGGGCAAGACUGAAGCAUCCAAGUUCAUAAUGAAGUAUAUAGCGGCGAAUACAACACAAGUGCACAGAGAUUACAUAGACAGGGUAAAAAACGUAUUGAUUCAAUCAAAUUCAAUAUUGGAGACAUUUGGAAAUGCAAAAACAAAUCGGAAUGAUAACUCGUCGAGGUUCGGCAAAUAUAUGGAUAUACAUUUUGACUACAAAGGGGACCCUGUGGGGGGUCACAUCAGCAUCUACCUCUUGGAGAAGAGCAGGGUGGUCAGCCUGCAGCAGGGGGAGAGGAACUUCCACUCGUUCUAUCAGUUACUCAGCUCAAACAACGCGCAAACGAAAAAGUUCGGCCUGAACUCGAGUGGCACGUACAAAAUACUGGGCAGCGAGCGGAGCACCGCGCAGGACUCCAAGUUGUGUUCCGUCACGAACAGCGCCUUCAAAUCGCUCGGCUUCUCGCCUGCUGUCAUCGCCGACAUAUGGAGCAUAGUCGCCGGGGUUAUACUGCUGGGCGAGUUGGUAUUCACAGAGACCCCCGAGGGUCAGCUCAAGAUUGGGGGUCCGGUGGGUCCGUGCGUGUCCGCGCUGUGGGUCACGGAGGCGGCGCUGCGCGGAUGCAUGGCGGGCCGCGUGCUGGCCGCCGGCGGGGACCUCGUCAGCAAGGAGCACUCGCUCUCAGACGCCAACUACACCCGGCUGGCCCUCAUCAAGGCCACCUACGACAGGCUCUUCACCUGGAUCGUGCAGCAGAUCAACAAAGCUAUAGAAGUGCCCUCCGGGACAUACAAGAACACGCUCAUCGGUGUCCUCGACAUAUACGGCUUCGAGAUCUUCGACACCAACAGUUUCGAGCAGUUCUGCAUCAACUACUGCAACGAGAAGCUACAGCAACUGUUUAUUGAACUGGUGCUGAAGCAGGAACAGGAGGAGUAUGCCCGCGAGGGUAUCCAAUGGACGCCGAUCAAGUAUUUCAACAACAGAGUGAUAUGUGAGCUGGUGGAUGCACCGCAUCAGGGCAUCAUUGCUAUUAUGGACGAGGCCUGUCUUAAUCCCACCAAGAUUUCAGAUAGUCAGUUACUAGAGGCAAUGGACAAAAGGUUGAGCGGCCACAAGCAUUAUACGUCCCGCCAACUGGCGCCCACAGAUAAGAAAUUGAAGCAUUCCGUCGACUUCCGAAUCACGCAUUACGCGGGCGACGUGACGUAUGCAGUGACCGGCUUCAUGGACAAGAACAAGGACUCACUGUGGCAGGACCUCAAACGUCUGCUGCGCUCGUCCGGGAAUGCAUCGCUCGCGGAAAUGUGGCCAGAAGGCGGGGACCACAUACAAAAGACGUCGAAGCGUCCCCCGUCUGCUGCGACGUUGUUCCGCAACUCGAUGUCGUCGCUGGUGAGCGGUCUGCAGACCAAGGAGCCGUUCUACGUGCGCUGCAUCAAGCCCAACCCGCUCCAGACGCCCGCCAACUGGGACGACCAGCUUGUACGGCAUCAGGUAGCAUACCUAGGCCUGGUGGAGAACGUGCGAGUGCGUCGCGCCGGGUUCGCAUCCCGGCAGCGGUACGACCGGUUCCUCAAGCGGUACAAGAUGCUGUCGCAGUACACGUGGCCUAACUUCCGCGGCACCAACGACAAGGAUGCCGUGAUGGUGCUGCUGAAGGAUUUGCAGAUCACAGACGUACAGUACGGGCAUACGAAGCUGUUCAUCAGGAGCGCGCGCACGCUGCACGGGCUGGAGGCGGCGCGCGCGGAGCUGCUGCCGUCCAUCGUGACGCUGCUGCAGAAGCUGUGGCGCGGCACGCUCGCCAGGAACCGGUACCGACGCAUGCGCGCCGCGCUACGCAUAUACAACGCCUGGAAACGGUACAAGUGCAAUCGGUACAUAGCGGAGCUGCAGGCGGAACUGAACCGCAACCGCGGCGUGGUGAAGCAGUGGCCGGCCGCGCCGCGCCGCCUGGCCGCGCCGCUGCUGCAGGCCGCGUACCGCCGCUGGCGCGCGUACCUGGUGCUGCGGCCGGUGCCGCGCGACCAGUGGCCGCAGCUCAAGAUGAAGAUCAGCGCCGCCAGCGCGCUCGCCGCCCGCCGCGCGCACUGGGGCUCCGCCCGCGGCUGGCUCGGGGACUACCUCGCCCACGACGGGUACAACCCCAAGUCCGCUCUCUACAAAGCAUCGAUAGCGAACCUCCAAAGGAGUCAGCACAUCGGCAAGCCAUUAUUCUCGUGUAAAGUCCACAAGUUCAACAGAUACAACAAGCUCGCAGAGAGAUGUUUGCUCAUUACCGAAACAGCCAUAUACAAACUGGACGCUAACACGUUCAAAGUCCUCAAGAAGCCCACGUCUAUAGCUGAGGUGGGGGCGGUGCGGAUAAUGAGCAGCGAAGUCCAACUGGUGGUAGUCAGCGUACCGUCCACCAGCAACGACCUGGUGGUGGGGCUGGUGCCCACCGCGCCUGGAGAUGACUUCGUCGGGGAACUGGUGGGCGUGCUGGCCAACAGAUACUACAUGGUGUCGGGCGGGUCGCUGUCGGUGGAGGUGGAGCGCGGGGCGAGCACGCGGUGCACGCUGGGCGGCAGGACGCGCGCGCUGCAGCUGCCGGCCGCGGCCGCCGCGCCCGCCGCGCCCGCCCCGCAGCCCUUCACGCACGCGCACAACGUCAUCACCUACCACCCGGCCUCCGCGCGGGCCUAA
Messenger RNA from Achroia grisella, 3108 nucleotides. RefSeq names its product unconventional myosin ID-like (gene Myo31DF). The record is from RefSeq and is a predicted model, not a curated record. Bases 124 to 3108 code for a protein of 994 amino acids. Gene Ontology annotation, cellular component: microvillus; myosin complex; actin cytoskeleton. Gene Ontology annotation, biological process: actin filament organization; vesicle transport along actin filament. Lineage: Eukaryota; Metazoa; Arthropoda; Insecta; Lepidoptera; Pyralidae. The transcript is spliced from 17 exons. Gene Ontology annotation, molecular function: ATP binding; microfilament motor activity; actin filament binding.